Messenger RNA from Saccostrea cuccullata (small rock oyster), 3156 nucleotides. RefSeq lists its product as uncharacterized. Bases 206 to 2257 code for a protein of 683 amino acids. The record is from RefSeq and is a predicted model, not a curated record. NCBI's taxonomy places the organism in Eukaryota, Metazoa, Mollusca, Bivalvia, Ostreida, Ostreidae. The transcript has 2 exons.
AUGGUACAGUAGAACACCAGAGAAAAAGCAGACUCCAUGAAGUGAAUUGGGAACUGAAAUUUGAGUGUCAACUAUCAAAUCUGAUGAAACAAUAUGGAUUUUCAUCGAUACUGAAAAAUAAAAUAAAAUUGGAGUAGAGACAAAGCUUCAUCAGGAUAUGAUAAAUUCAGGCUGAGUAAAACAUUUUCAAGAUUUGAAAAUAAUCAUGGGGGAUGCACCUGAAAAUAAACAACAUCUAGCAGAGAGUCCCCCAGAACAACGCCUGUCUCGUUUGUCAAUUCCAUCAACUUCACAAAAUAAACACAAGCCUUCGGAUGAGCAGAAAUUAAAAGAAUCAAAACAAAACAAGGCCAAAAAAUUUCCCACCAGUCAAGGCCACUUCAGUUUAAGCACAAAUUCUCCUAAACUUUCAAGUCUAAAACAGCCUUUGAGACAUUUUCUAGUGUCUGACAAACCAUUUUUACCAGUAACACCUUCAAGAUUUACGCUGAACAAGAACUGUAAUUCAAAUGCACCCUUACAACUAAAUGCUCAAAAAUCUUUACAAUUGUCAGAUAAUUACAAGAAAUGUAACUCAAAAGCACCCUUAAAACUUAAUGCUCAGAAAUUUUUACAAUUGCCAGAUAAUCAAUUGAAAGUGGAUCAAUCAGGCAUGGCAGUGCUCAGUUCCAAGGAGGUGGAACCCAAGCAUGUUGAUUCAUCUUCCACUGCGUCAACUGAAACUGGUUGUACGAAUAAAGUCUCAUAUACUUUUUCUUCUACACAUGGAAGUGAGAGUGCAGUAGAAGGAGGGUCCCUCGAGGAACAAUAUCUGCUAUCUGACAAUCGUUGGAAAUCUGAUCUGUCACAUGUGCCGUCUUCAGAAGACAUUAAGUCUGAGGGCUUUGAUUUUUCCCUUCAGAGUUUCCCAGAAACUGAUUCCAUGCAUCAAUUCUCCUCUGAAAAUUCUCCACAGCCAAAUUCAAAUGUUGCGACAAAAUCUUUUCAUUCCUCAUUUAGUGAGUCUCCAGGAUUCCUUUCCAUUUGCAGUGACUCAACUGAUAAUUCUUCAUGGCAGGGAAUAGAAAUCUCCAACGAUGUUAAAGUCUUGGAUAUAUCAUUGAGUGAUUUUCCAGACACAGAUUCCAUGGGCAAGGACUCAAUUGAAAUUUUCUCAGAGCAUGGAACUGAAGGGUCUGAUAAAGUGAGAACCAGAAAUUUUGAUUUAUCUUUUAUUGAGUCCUUAGAAUCUGACUCCAGGUGCAGUGACUCAACUAAAAAGUUUUCACAGCAGGGAAAGAAAGGGCCAAAUUCUGAAAUUAUUCAGACCAAGGCUUCUGAAACAUUAUCUGUAAAGCCUCUCAAAACUGAUCUCAUGUGUGAAAAUUAUUCACAGCACAGAACUGAAGGAGCCAAUUCUAAACCUGUUAAGACUAAAGUCUAUGAGACAUCAAUUAAUGAGCCCCCAGAAAACAAUUCCAUGUGUAAUAACACAACUAAAACUCCUCUACAGCACAAAACUGAAUCAACAAAAGAGCAAUCAACUAUAGGAGAGAGCCAUGUCUCUGUUUCAUUCCUACCCAUCCCUCACUCUGAAGUGAAGCGUCUUCCUUCCCAGCAUAAAAAAGGACGUAUCACUGAAGAGGGCAAGGAUCAGUUAAGCUUACGGGUGUCCAGAGUCGGUGAACAAGCAAAUCCAAAAAAGAGGCAGCAGCCGAGUGGUCAGUCGAAAGACGUGAAAGAGAGGCUGGAGAACUUGGAAUUAGAGGAAAGCCCAGAAAAAUCUUAUGGAAAAAGACAAGCUUUAGAACAAGACCGAACAGAAUCCAACAAGAAGCUCCGAGCUCUCAAAUGUGAACACUGUAAACACUUAAUGCAAUCAAAAAACAUGGAAUUAGCUAAUAACCUUGAUAUUUCAUGUGAGAUUUGUUCUAAAGAGUUUGAUUGCUAUUGUGCUUUGAAUUUUCACAAACUGACCAAUCACACUGAGAAGAGAUCCCAUUGCACAAUAUGUUGCAAGGUUAUAGGUGACUCUGAAUUAUCCGAGCAUUUACAGAAUCGUGCGCAGACAUCACGGGACCUAGUGAUUACGUGUAACACAUGUAAUGCCAACAGAAAUAAAUGGUCCAACAGAACGAUUUUUAAGAAAAAAUCUUUCUGUACUCACCUGCAAGGGAAAGACACUCUUUAUAACAAUGUCUUAAUCAAAUGUCCUCAAUGCUCGGCUGAGUUUGACAGACUGGAGAUUUUUGAAAGUCAUAAAGAAAAAAUGCACUAAUUUUCAACAUGGUUCAUAUUUAUAAGAAUCAACAGAUUAAAAAUUUUAUUUUCACAGUUUGAAGGUUUUUAACUUCAGUAUAUAUUUUUAUAUACUGGCUAUGUAAUUUGUGCGACUGAAUACAAGUAUUUUUACAAUUAUUGUACAUGAUGUACAGAUUACAUGUAAUUCUUGCCCCAAGAACACCAUUAUCUCAGAUACCAUGGGUAUGUUGAUGUGAUUUUGAAGUCUUGUGUUUUCUUAUUUUUUUUAGGUAUUUUACAGUCAAUAUCUCAAAUCAUCAGAUAACUUGAUUUUUUUUUUCAGUCCCAUUGAGUUUGAAAUAUCCAGGCUUGACUGUAAAUGUUUUGUUUAUUUGAACAAAACUCAAAGAAAACCAAUUACAUUUAUGUCGGCUGAUUUCUUUCAAAGAUACUGAAUGGAAAUAUUCAGGUAUUGAAAUUUCUAAAUUUAAACCCAAAGAAAAACAUUUUUGUAUUGUAUUAUUUGAUUGUUAUUGGAAAAAUUGUAAAUUGUAAAUAGCAGAAAUUACUUGUUACAUUGGGAUACAUAUACAUGUAGUUUUCACCAACUUGAAGUGUGCUAUAUGUAGCAAACACUUUCAUGCUUUGGAAUUCACUUAAUAACAGCAAGGCGGUUUUUCUUUCCCAAUGUUUAUAAUGUUAUGUAUUAAAACAUGACAUACAUUGUAUACAAUGAAUUACUCAGUUUAUAUAUAAACAUACUUGUCCGUCCCUGGCUUUUCUGUAUAAGUGUGUUUAACUGUAUCAGGUUUGAAGCAGCAUUGACUGGCUUAAAAAUUGCAGGGAAUUCAUGACAUUUCAUGUCUUUUUUAUACAUUGAAAAUUGUACCACCUGUUUAAAUAUUGUGAACAUCAAAUAAAAAUGUGUGAAUUAAA